Messenger RNA from Cyprinodon tularosa, 4440 nucleotides. Its product is annotated as transmembrane protein 132C. The coding region runs from base 535 to 3816 and encodes 1093 amino acids. NCBI's taxonomy places the organism in Eukaryota, Metazoa, Chordata, Actinopteri, Cyprinodontiformes, Cyprinodontidae. The transcript is spliced from 9 exons. The record is from RefSeq and is a predicted model, not a curated record.
UUGUUGGAGUUGCGCACAGGACUUUAAUGAAACGACGAAGGCGCGGAUGUUUGCUGGUUUCUGGCACAAAAAUAACUUUUUAAAUUCCACCGAGUCUUUCAGGACGCAUGAUGAUAAUAACACAGCCUCCUUUCGGACUUUACGCACUCCGCCGCAAACAACUUAUGGGAGCAUCCAAACAAACAGAACAUCCAUAAAGGAGAAACUGAGAAUCUUUUCUCAUUUUUGGAUGAAAUUGAAGAUGAAAAGAAAGUAAUUCUGAACUGAGCAUCAUUGCAUUCGACCUCCCAAGAAUCCCCCUAUGGAAAAGCGUUAAAAAUGCUGAAAGGAUUGAAGCAAACAAGCAAGUUUUCAUUCAUUUAAUGUGAAACAUUUCUGUAUAGAAUUAAAUAUUGUUCAUUUUUGCUCUGUCCAGUUCAGCUUGAUUGGAAACAAAUACCUCGGACGAAGCAUGGCAGGUAUCCCAGAAAAUAUGCGUUCGAUUUUUCUAUGGAUGCUGGAUGACUUCCUCUGUUAAUACUAAGAAAUCUGGAGAUGCAUUCAUUUUUAGAGGGGAAUUCCUGCUUUAUGAUACGGAGAAACAUGUUGCACAUCCUGCUGCUGCAGUCGUUGGUGUUACUUUGGGGAGCGGCAGACUGUCGGGUCCUGGAGGGUUUACAGAGAUACUCCUCUUCCCCAACAUACCUGCCUGUCAACUAUCAGCUGUUAAAUGCUGAUUUGGGGUUUUUCCUUAAGGAAGCCAACCAGGACUUCAUGAGAAACUCUAGCCUGACUUCAAGGACUGAGGCUUUCUUCAUCUACCAGGCCAGAAACUUGCCCUCUGUGAAUGCCAGCUAUGGACCUCUAUCGGUGGUGCAGCCUGUUCCUUUAGAGCUUCUGCAGAGUCCUCGGACCUUCCCCGCCUCUUCAGUCUUCACUUUUAACUGGAAGGUGCAAACCUUUAUCAUGAACACACAGAUUGACUUAGCCAAGCCUAAAGUACAGGUUCUGUUUUACAUAGCAGGCAGGGACUGGGAUGACUACAGCACCAAUGAUAAGCUGCCCUGUGUACACAUGUUUGCUUUUCAUGAGACUCAGGAGGUUCGUGGCACCUGUCAGCUCAAAGGGGAGUUGGGACUGUGUGUGGCUGAGUUGGAGCCACUGGCCAGUUGGUUUAGCUCCCCCAGCGUAGUGCCAGGACGGCAGAGGAAUGCUGAGGUGUCUGAGGGCACCCCGGUGGAGCUCUACUAUUUACUGCGAACCACGGAAGCAGGAGAAUGCCGCUCAGAGGAGUCUAGAAAGGAGAGCUUCAUCCGCUCCAAUCAAGAAGAGCUGUUUGGUAUCUAUACCUCCACGCCACUGAAGAGGAUUGGUGGAGUGAGACUCUUCAAGAACCCCACAGAGCCCCCUUUAAGUGAGCAAUGGCUGGAUAACAACUUUCUGGUCAUGGUUCCAGCCACACCUAGGAGACAGAGGGAGACUGUGUCCACCUUCAUCAGUGUAUCUCCCUACUCCACCGUGGAGAUGUUCACUCUUAGGGUCAAAUUAAAAGAAGGAGUGACGUUCCUUGGAGCACGUCCCUGCAACCCCACUCAGUGGAUUGUCAGCCAGGACUUGAGGAGCGAAGGCCAUCGAGUGGUAACCCUCCACUGUCGCAGAAAGGAGUCAACCUACGAUCAGCAAAGAUCUGAGAUGGGAGCUCAGAGGGUGCUCCAGGUUGAUCUGAAAAUGGAGAGCUUCCCAGAGCCGACAGGCAGCCGUUGGAUGGCCUGGCAAGUGGAGUACCCGGCCAUUCGUGCCACCACACAAGAGGUCGAGACAGAGAUCCUCCUGGCACAGGAGGAACUGGCAGGCAUUGUGCCUCUGGCCAUGGACACUGAGAUUCUGAACACGGCUGUCCUGACUGGAAAGACGGUCGCUGUCCCAGUAAAGGUAGUGACCAUUGCAACAGACGCCUCUGUCACUGAUGUCUCUGAAGCAGUGAAAUGUCGCUCGACAGACGAGGACGUGGUCAAGGUGUCUGACAGGUGUGACUAUGUUUUUGUGAACGGCAAGGAGAUGAAGGGCAAGAUGAAGAUGAUGGUGAAUUUCACUUACGGAUACCUCAGCGCUCAGCUGGAGCUCUGUGUGUGGAUCCCUCGUCUCCCCCUCCAGAUUGAGGUGUCAGAUACGGAGCUGAGCCAGAUCAAAGGGUGGAAGGUGUCCAUCGCAGGCACAGGUCAAAGGUCCUCGUGGGACAGCGACGAUGAGGAUGAUGAGGACAGGCGUGGACGGAGCUGCACUCUGCAGUACCAACAUGCAAUGGUCAAAGUCCUGACCCAUUUCAUUGCAGAGUCAGCUGAACAACGAGGUCAGACCGCCUUCAUGCUUGGCACUGACUGGCAGGUGGACAUCACAGAGCUUGUAGGGGACUUCCUAAAGGUAGAAGACACCCAGAUUGCAAAGCUGCUUGACAGGAGGAUCCUGGUUGGACAAGACACAGGAAUGACUACUAUCCAGGUUUUGUCCCCACUGUCAGACUCCAUCCUGGCUGAGAAAACAGUAACAGUGGUGGAUGACAAAGUGACCAUCACAGAGCUUGGCGUGCAGCUGGUGACGGGACUGACUAUGGGGCUGCAGUUAAGUCCAGGGAGCAACAGGGCCAUUGUUGCCAGCACCAGCACACAAGACAUUCUGCAGAACCCCAAACAGGAGGCCUUGAUCAGCGCCUGGCUCCAGUUUAGCGACGGUUCUCAGGCACCACUGGAUCUCUACGAUCCUGACUUCUUUGUGCUGACAGCCACGUCCCUAGAUAAGGAAGUGGUCACUGUGCAGCAGGACCCCUCGUGGAAAUGGCCUGUCAUUGUGACAGAGGCUGAGGGUCAAGGUUUGCUCAUCAGGGUGGAAAUGACUGUCAGCGAAGUUUGCCAGAAGUUCAAGCGCCGCAGCAUCCUGGCUGCAGGAAACUAUAAUGUCAUGGUUAAAUUUGGUCCCGGUGACAGCUCAAGGGGUGGGAGCAACGACUAUGGCCCAGAUGGAGACGACAUGGAGAACAGAGGCAGGCUCUCAUCACAGGACAGGACUGGCCUUGAUUCCCACUACUAUGGCAGCUCCAUCUCUGACAUUGAGGAUGGAGUGUCAGGGAGAGCUACCACGACUAGAAGUGCUAUAAUCCGCAGACCUAAACUUUCAGGAGGUGGUCAAAACAUGCCAAUUGACUUUGCAGACUUUCCUGCACAAGUAGAUCUGCCUCACGGCCGUAAUACCGAUGAUGACCUCAUGCACAGCAGUCGAGGACUCACAGACCUGGAGAUUGGCAUGUAUGCCUUGCUUGGCGUCUUCUGCCUUGCCAUCCUAGUCUUUCUCAUUAAUUGCGUGUCAUACACUCUCAAAUAUCGCCACAAGGAGCUCUCCAUUGAGGGCCAGGAGAACUUGAACCAUGCCCACGACUGGGUGUGGCUCGGGAACGAGGCGGAGCUGCUGGACAGCCAGAUCAGCCUGUCACCUCAGCAGGAGGAGCAAACCUCCAUGAUAGACUCGAGCAGUGGCCUGGAGGAGGGUAGCCACCUGCUGAAUGGUGGCUCCAUGCAGAAGAACGUGCAAGGACAGGUCCACCGGGCCGCCGACACAGCAAAGGACGGCAAAGGAGACUCCCCCACCACAAAGAGGAAAAGAGUCAAGUUCACCACGUUUACCACUCUUUGUUCAGACGAUAGCCGCCCAGCUGUUAAUACACUUACAGGAAGUCACAGCCAGGACAUCAAGUGGGUGUGCCAGGACGUUCAGCUGGGAGACUCAAAGGAAUUGCGUAAUUACAUGGAAAGGUUAAAUGACAGUGCUCUAAAAGAGGUGGCAUAAUCUACUGUGUGCGCCUGUUGUGAACUCACCUUUUUGCCUUUCAGAGAAAAUUGGGUCUAAACAGACCCGUGUCUGGGGAAGGAGGAAGAAGUUAAACCACAGAAUCACCUCAAACUGCCAAAGGGUCAUCAAAUAUAGGAGGACGGCCGUGGAUCCACACAUUAAAGAAACAAAAACAAACAGAAGGUGAUCAGGUGGAUUUAGUCUUUCAGAUGAUAAUCUUUUUUGUUGUUGUUGUUUGUUAAUCCAGGGAUUAGAAUCCGAUAACCCAGGAUGGAUGUGACAUUUCAGAGACAGAUUUUUAAAACAAACGCUACCCAAGAAACAUAGAUGUUCGGAACUUGUGUGUACAUCAAAAUCAUUUGAAAAGUUUCGUAAUACUAUGGAUACUUAUUUCAUAAAACAUAUCCCAGAUUAUUGGAGGAGUCUCUGGACGAAAGCAAGCUGAGACGAGCUUCUGCAUGUUGCUGGUAACAAAAAAAAAGGCACAAAUUCCCAAUUUUUUCUUAUCCUCCUCGGUAAGGAAGAAAUCUUAUGUACAAACUGUACAUUCUCUAAAUCAUUGUAUUGUUGCUCUGUAUAUCGUAUUUUCAUAACAAUUAAGGAAUACACAAUAAUGUCAAA